Messenger RNA from Priceomyces carsonii, 1605 nucleotides. Its product is annotated as TATA-binding protein-associated factor TAF7. The transcript has a single exon. Gene Ontology annotation, biological process: transcription initiation at RNA polymerase II promoter; RNA polymerase II preinitiation complex assembly. The record is from RefSeq and is a predicted model, not a curated record. The coding region runs from base 1 to 1605 and encodes 534 amino acids. NCBI's taxonomy places the organism in Eukaryota, Fungi, Ascomycota, Pichiomycetes, Serinales, Debaryomycetaceae. Gene Ontology annotation, molecular function: RNA polymerase II general transcription initiation factor activity. Gene Ontology annotation, cellular component: transcription factor TFIID complex.
AUGGCUAUAAAAUUAAAGAUUAAGGCACCGCAAUCGGAGCCAUCGUCUAAUGUUGGAGGAACGUCUACUAAAGACAAGAAGAUCAAAAUUAGGCCAUUGUCUAAGUUGAGUAAAAACCUGAAUCAAAAAAAUGCUAGAACCAAAAAACUCAAGAUAAAUUUGCCAAUAGGGUCAGGAAAACGUAAUGAAAGUUCCAAAGAGAGCUCUUUUGGUGAUAACUUUGCCGAUCUUCAACCAACUCGAAUUGUACCAAAAGUUCGAGUGAAACCUACUAGGGUACCAGGAGAAGGAUACGACUCUGAAGCUCCAGACUUGGAAGAUGACCCACUCAUCGAAAGUGGCAUAAUAAUAAGGUUCCUAAAUGAUCCUAAUCUAGACUUCGUUCAUAAUGCUUUACAAUCUGGAGAUCUAACCGGACUAAACAUAAAGUGGCUUACCAGUGAGAAGGCACUAGUUCAUGUGAAUGGCACCAUAUAUGCUGGUCGACUAAUUGACCUUCCAACGAUCACGGAAUUCUUCAAAACAAUAGACAAAAAGAAUCUUUUCAAAUCUCUUGAUGUAUGCCAAAUUUUAUUGAUUUUGCAUCUGGUGAAUACUAAGGAUUUAAAUAUGGAAAGAGACUUCGAAGUUCCCCAAGAUAUUUUGAAUUUCCACCCAUUAUAUAAGCUUUCUAAGGGCGGAUUAGUUCCAAGUAGGCUUACAUAUAAGAAUGGGUUAUUGAGUCCCUAUGAAGAUGUAUACCGAAGGUUCAGAGCACGGAAAGUAAAUCAUAGAGUGAUGAACGAUAUUGAAGCUAAGGUAAAUGAAUUGAUAAGAUUAGAUGAUGAGGCUGAAGAAAGUCGCUUUGAACUAGUAGAUCCAAACAAAGAAAUGCAGAGAUUUACUUCAGCAAGUAGGUCUCCUUCGGUGGCGGCAGAUACAAUAUCAUCUCUGCAUGAACCUGUGUACUUUGACGAACAAGCUCCUGGAGUUAAUGAAAACCUCGAAGUGGACUUGGAGGCAGAUCUCGAGGAGGAACUUACCAGAGCCCUCGAGAACGACGAAGGUGAGGUAGAUUUGGAAAAUUCUGAAGUCUUGAUCCAAAAUGAAGGGUCUGACCUUACUAUCGAUGAGAGGGGACAAAUUGAGGUUCUCGCAGAAGAAGUGGAAGCUGAUGACGAUGAAGAACAAAAUGGAGAGGACGAAGAAGAGGAAGACGACGAUGAUGAGGACGAGGACGACGAUGAUGAGGAUGAAGAAGAUGAUGAAGAUGAAGACGAUGAGUCAAGGUCUAGCAAGCAACAUAUCAAGAUGCUUCAUGAAGAGAUCUCUGACUUGGAGAAAGCUGUCGAUGUCCACAAAAGGGGUCUCGAAUCGGCCACUCACAAGAUGAUGAGGAUGAAGUUUCAGACAAGCUACAAUACUUUAAAAGCUUCUUUAGAUACUAAGAGGAGAACCUUAACUAAAAUGUUAAAUGAUCAGGAACAGCUCCAGAGAAAAAUUAACCCUACUAAUAAUCUAGAGCCACAAUUAAAGGAGCCCGAAAUCCAGGAGCAAGAUGAUGAUCCAGAUGAUGACCAAGAAGACAUGGCCGACGAUGCUAAUGACAUUGAUGACUUGUUCUAA